ACUGCGGCGGCCAUCAACCCGAACAGAGUCCCCUGUGCGCGAGCUCUUGGUUUACUAGCCCGGUCUGACGUGCUCGGUGUCUCACUCUCCCUCCUCUUCCCUACCUCUCUCUCUCUCUCUCUCUCUCGCACACACUGUCUCUCUCCCCCUCCUUCGCCAGCUCGUCUUGGGAUCGCCCGUUUGUGUUUAUGUAGCGCCCCAAGGACUUGUGACAGCGAGAAUUACAGGACUUUUACCGUGCCGAGAGUAAACGCUGCUAUACUUUUGGUGAAGUAGUGCCGCCCGACUGUGAGAGUGUACGAGUGGAAAAAUCAUGCGCGGUCAAUGACCCCUGGCAAGUCAUGACCUUACGUAACAAGGUGCAAUACUAAACAGAGGGCGGUUCUAAAGGUGCUGUGUCCUUCGAGUGCUAAAACAGUCGAUCAAUCCUACACGAUCAAGUGUCAACCAAGUGGAUGAAAAACGAGGUGUUUCAAUAGCAAUAAUAUAUUCGGUCUCUGCCGUCCUGCGAGCGGGGCCAUGACAGUGCCAGGAGAACACGUGUGACCCCAGUGCAGCGAACACCCAAGCUUUUGGCCACAGUGCGCCCCUCCGCUUUGCCCUACGAGGAAAAUUCCGUCUGCGAGGCAAUCAGAGGUGCCCCUCGGCUGUCUUGGGAAGGACACGGAAGAAGAAGAUCAUUGUUUACAUGCGAGGAGGCGGUGGUGUUGCGAGGGUCCGGAGCAGAGUAUCUCGCGGAGGGUCAUUCACCCCCAAGAGAAGCGCCACGGUACCGUGGUGCAGGCGGCCUUGUGGUCGGUCUCUCCCUCUUUCGCCCCCUCCCCCGUCAAGUCCCUCUCACGCCCAUCUCCAAGGGCCUGGCUGUCGUUCAGGAGGCCUUAGGACACCCUCGUAGCAUUCCUGCAACUCUUCUGGGGCGUUGGGGAGCCCUUUGACGGACCUCGCAAGUUUGGUGUUUUGCAGUGUUACUGUGCGAGUGUGAGGUGGAGAGGGUUCAUUGACCCCCAAAGCUGCGAGCAGCGCGCACCACGCACACCCCUUGUCUCAUACACUUACCACGCCCGCACGCCCGCAAACAACACACCACCCACACUCCUUCACGUACCCCGCACAGUCUCAAGCACGAGGAUUGACCGAGUGUACGGGCAUAAGGCCCCCUCUGAAGAAACUUGAAAACGUCCAAGAUACAAAUAAGCAAAGUGCAAGAGGAAGAAGGUGUUAGUAUGUGUGUGUGUGUGUGUGUUGUUGUUGGUCUGAGGUGAAUUUACAGUUACUAGAGUGACGGUACCUGUUCACGCUUCGAGGAUCCUACACACCACUGUAAUACUUCACCCCUCCCGGACCACUGCUAAAGUGAGAGAAGGAGGAAGACUCGCAGAUAGUCAUAGUACUAACAUUGCAGCCCGUGCUACAGCCGUUGCAUACUGCCUGGCACUUCGCAUUUCUCGCGGCAACGGCCUCUCUUUUUUUUUUUUUAAUUGACUGCAACUGCAAGAGCUGCCCGACCACCCCACUCUACCUCCUCCUCCAAUCAGUCAGUGCAAGGAAAAGCACAUCCUGAAGGCGUUGUUGCAACAGCAAUAUAGGCUGUGAAUGCCUCGCUGACCCACCCACCCGGUUUCCUCAACAUCUCAACACUUCUCGUGUGUCCUCUAAGGAGGCGAGGGAGUUUUAUGGAGUCAUUCUCCCGUCAGCAUAGUCUCUGAACGUCCGUCAGCCGAAGCUCUGUUUUUUUAUUUUUUUAUUUUUUUCUUUCUCACUUUGACGGAGUUCGGUGCCCAGCAAAACCUCUUAUCUAAUCUGUGGCAUGUUCUCCAACCAACAGUGCCCCGUGAGCAGUUGCUGUAACCCGAAAAUCUACACAACAAGCGGUUGUGGAUUCAGGAAGACUAUCAUUUACAUCAAAUAGAUUUUAGAGAAUAAAAGCUAUUUUUAGGGAAACUCAUUCAUUAUAUGUACUACACGGUGCUUAAGCGACUGGUGGUGCUUCCCUUCGUAGAUUGUUUAAGACACUGCGUCCAAGAAGAGAUGAUUUUCCAUAUAAGGUGAAAAUGCGCUUGAAAGACUGACAGAGAUGAUCUGUAAUAGGUCAUCUGUCACGUGAUAUAUGGCCCGAGGGCCUGAAGUAUAAGAGAGAGAAAAUAUUUUUGUAUUAGGAAAAUAUUAUAAUAAUAAUAAUAAUAAUAAAAACCCGUGUCCAAGUACAUAACACAGGUAGGUUAUAAAGUGUUGCCUGUGUGCCUAUUAGUCCUCACAAAAGUGGAAAUAAUUCAACUGGAGGACUUUAGUAUAAUUACUACAUUAUAAGUAUUAAGUGGCCCCCCCUCAAAAAAAUUAUUAAAGAAUAAGAAGUGUUCAGUGUGUGUGUGAUUUUUUUGUGGGCAUUAGGUCUAUGUACCGUUUCUAUUAGAAGAAAGAGGGGGAAACAAAUUUUGUUUCAAUCAAACUUUUUUGCGGUGCCUCAAAAACAAAACUUCAAACUGGAGCCGUUAAACCGAAACCAGUGGGACUUCGGAAGCCUGCUGAAGAACCCCGAGGAAUCUCUGACGAAGAUGGAUCUCCUCAGCGAGAUCUUUGGGCCGGGCUGGGAGAGGGAGGUCACGGGCGAUGCGGUGGACACGACCACGCCCUCCUCCUCUACUCCCACGCCCACUAACCGGCCGCCCUCUUCGUCCUCGGCCGAGAAGAAGUCAAACUCCAUCAAAGGUAAAGCCCAGAUCGAGAUAAUCCCGUGCAAGGUUUGUGGGGACAAAUCUUCUGGCGUCCACUAUGGGGUCAUCACCUGCGAAGGCUGCAAGGGCUUCUUCAGGAGGUCGCAGUCCUCCGUCGUCAACUACCAGUGUCCCCGGCAGAAGAACUGCGUGGUGGACCGCGUCAACCGCAACCGAUGCCAGUACUGCCGGUUACAGAAGUGCCUCGCCCUUGGCAUGUCCCGGGAUGCGGUGAAAUUCGGACGCAUGAGCAAAAAGCAACGUGAAAAAGUGGAGGACGAGGUUCGGUACCACAAGUCGCAGAUGCGAAGCAUGCCCGGCGAGGAGACUUCUCCGGACUCGUCCAUAUACGAACCUCCAACUCCCACUUCCUCCAAUAUAUACCCACACAUGUACAGCACUUAUGUGCCAGCGGACAUCACCCCAUUCUCGACCACUGGCUACACGUACACUCCUCAAACCUCCACGCCGAAUAUUCCCAUUGAGAUCACCUCCGAUUACGUCAUCGACUCCACCACCAUUGACGUCCGUCAGACGUCUAUAGAGCAGCUUCCGGAUUCUGGGGCCAUGUCACCGGUUGGCUCAUCUGGUAAAGGCGGUUUCGGGCACAGAGGAGCUAGCUCGGGUGGAGGAGGAGGAGGAGGAGGAGCGAGCGAAAUGCCAGGUGGUGGUCAGAUGCGAGGUGCUGGUCCUGGCGGAGGAGGAGGAGGAGGAGGUGGUGGUGGUGGGGGUGGUGGAGAAGAUGGUGGAGGUGAGAGGGGAGGUGGAGAUCUAAUGACUGACGACAUUUUCAUCAAAGAAGAAGAGGUCGAUUGCUUCGAUCUGGACACCUUGCAGACCACACGCAUCAGUGACCGCGGUUGUCCGAACAGUUUGUCAGAUAAAAACUUUACUGCCGUAGACAGCACGACGUACCUGCCUCCCGAGCCCACCUCUCCGCCCCUAAGUCAGCCUCAGCUUCCUCAGCAACAACAGCAACAGCAACAGCAGCAGCAGCAGCAAAUACAGCAACAGCAGCAGCAACUACAACAGCAACAGCAUACGCCUGUUGCAGGUGCCACAGUUAUACCUGAAGAAGAAAACCCACCUCCUCACAUGUCCACAGAUCCUGUUCAGCUGGCUGAAAUCUUGGCCCGCUGGGUUGCAGAUGCGCACGUCAGAACGUUUCUGUACUCGUCGGAACAUAUCGCUGAUGUGAUGAGGAAGCAAUCCUUGGACAUUUCCAAAGUCAAUUACUACAAAAAUAUGGCACAUGAGGAACUGUGGUUUGACUGUGCUCAGAUGUUAACGUCCGUUAUCCAGCAGAUCAUCGAGUUCGCUAAAGCUGUUCCCGGUUUUAGGAAGUUUUCUCAAGAUGACCAAAUUGUCCUUCUUAAAGCAGGAAGCUUCGAGUUAGCAAUACUUCGGAUGACCCGCUACUUCGAUGUGAAUCAGAAUUGCGUUGUUUACCGUGACACUUUGCUGCCAAUGGAGGCUUUUCUUAAUAUUACAGAAACUGUGGAAAUGAAACUUGUUAACAACGUCUUUGACUUUGCCAAAACUAUUGCUGAACUUAAGUUGACAGACACAGAGCUAGGCUUAUACUCUGCAUUUGUGCUGCUCCAAGCAGAUCGACCAGGUCUGCGUGGGCAGGAGGAAAUUGUGAAGCUCAACGAAGCUGUAGGGCGGUCGCUGUGCCUGGAACUGGACAAAACCCACAGAUAUCCAGUUAAAGGAGAUAUUACUGUUUAUGCCUUCUUGCUGGCUAAGAUGCCAGCUCUCAGGGAGCUGAGCAUGCUGCACCAGGAAGCUCUGAGCAAGUUCAAGAGGGCUGCACCACACCUCCAGUUUUCUGACCUACACAAGGAGAUCUUCAAUGUAGAUUCCUGAGGUGCCUAUGCUUGAAUACCUGAUUAUGAUGAUAAGUGCAUCAGGGGAGCUGAUCAUUCUCCUUCUGGCCCUGUUACUCCAUCACAUUCUUUUCUACAAGUGAAUGAAUAUAUUGUCUGUACAUUACCUUUGUGAUUUGUUUGUUAGUGUUAAUUGUUAGUGCAGAGGACUAUGGACUCUUUAAAAUACCAUUAUAGAUGUGUUGUGAGUUUUACAGAGUCUAUCAUGUGUUCUGAUCAGAGGAUAUCUGAGACUGAGCCGACUAAGGGCUCCUCUCUCCCUUCAUAGCAUUCUUAUGAAGCCCACAGCUGCAGCUGCAGCAGCAGCAGAAGCAGCAGCUGUAGAUGUUGCUGUAGAUGACUAAUAUCAUUUUUAAAGAUUAUCUGAAAAUAAACACCGAUGCCUUACAGUCAAGUGUUGGCAAGUGGCUUCAUAGCUGAGUGUUUGUGAGUCCUCAGUGAACUAGACUUAGUGAGUCUUUCUUGAGAAAAAAAAAAUGUCCAAGGUUGAUGAUACUACACAGUUUAUUUUUUAAGGAGUCAUAUAAAGUAAAACAUCCUUGACAGUGAUCCUUAUCUUUGUAAACAAAAGAUAUUGUAUACUUAAAAAGAAGAUAUUUAAUUAUUACAUGAAUUGUUGUAUACUAGAAAUCUUUAUUGCCUAUAGAUAAAGUUAUCAUUCUCAUCCCUCUCAUUAUAUCAAAAGUUUGAAAGAACAAAAUUAUCAUAAAUUUCAUAUCAUCAUCUUCACUUUUAUUUUGUAUAUAUAUGUAUAUAUAUACAGUAUAUGUAUAUGUGAUAAACAGUAUAUAUAUAUGUAUAAUGUGUACGUAUAUGUGAAUGUGUAUAUACAGUAUAUACAUUAAAUAUAUGCAUAUGCAAUAUACAUAACAUAAUGUGCGUGUGUAUGUUUAUGUAUAUAUAUGAAUAAGGAUGUACAGUCCACUCAUACAUCCAUAGUAUUUUGGAUAUAUAUGCUGCAUAUGUAUACAUAUAUACUUAUAUACAUACAUAUAUACUUAUAUACAUAUGUUUGUAUAUAUAUGUAUAUACAGUAUAUAUCUAUAUUUAGCUUAUAAUUUUGUAUAGUUUAAUUUAUUUUUUGUUCAGCUUUUCCCAGCAAACACAUUAUUGAAAUUGUAUAUUGAGCCAGUUCAUACUAACCUGCAAGUGAUGUGGUCACGAAGGAAAUUAGUGAAGGAAUGGAACAGAGGUACAAAGAAAUUGAUUGAUUGAGAGUCCAAUAGUUGGUCGAUAUUGCUGGCAAUUCAAUUACAUUACCAGAAAACUGCCUUGAACCUGUUUCUUCUGUGUUGUAUUCAUAAGUUUGUAAAUAAGAGAUGACUUUAAACUCUUUUCACUGUAAACGAGUGAAGUAAAAUGAUUUCAUUAAAUUUCUAAAACUCCUCUAUUGGGGCAAAUAGGAAAUCUGGUAUAUAAUGUACUGGGCAUCAUCCCAAACUCUCAAAAAAAAAGAAAAAAAAUAAAAAAAAAUAGACAAAUAAAUAAGAAAAAUGGCCUCACUCUUGGAAACGCUGUGUCGCGUCCUUUGCCCAUUCCAGCCGCGCUAUAGUACAAAUAGGUUAGAGCCGAGGCCAUCCUGCCCUGUCUUGUUUCCCGAAUUCCUGCCCUGGAUCCACUGGCCCGUGACCGCGUCCUCUGAUGUCCCUGGACUGGUAUACUUAAAGCCAUUUCAGUCAUUCAUUCUCUCAGUCACUGUCGUGUGUUCUAAAGGUCUGUGACCCCUUCACCUUUUUUUUUUUAUGAUUAUGAUUUUAUUUUCUUUAUGUGGAGUACUGAGUCUGAGAUGAUCAAUUUGGCUUUAGGUAUAUUUAACCACUGACAAAAAGUGUGCAGAAAGACACAGCUUUUAUUGUAGGUAUUAAGGGGUGGCGGUGACUGGAGACCCUCUAGUGCUUAGUAUCUAGAGUAUUGUGUGCCAAUGAGAGUUGUAGGGCUGCUGUGGGUGAUCCGGAGUCCAACUACAGGAGCAUCUACAACAGCUCGCAUGUCCAGAAGCCUCUCGCGUGUGGGUGGUCCCAGCCCUAUCUACUCUUUAUGGCAUGUGGUCACAGCCCUACUGUACAAAAUCUCCAGGCAUCGCCAGUGAGACUUGCUGCUUGCUGCCGACAUCCAGCUAUUUAUUUAUUCAAAGUGAAUACCAUCCGGGAAAUGUGAAGAAGAAGAAGGUGAAAAAAAAAAUGAUGCUGUGCGUUAUGAGAGAUUUUCCUGGAAGGACCCAGCAAGCAGCAAGUGGCAAAAUCUGUAUAUUGUAUACAGACUCUCCUAUUGGUUAUUGUGCAUUAAACAACUCUCUCUCUCUCUCUCUCUCUCUCUCUCUCUCCCUACGGUCCUCCUCCUCUAUUUUUUGUUUCUUCGGGGUGCGGAAAAAUAACCAGCUAGGACGUCUUGUACUCACCACACAUAAACACACAGGGGUUACAGUAAACUGGUAUUUUGGCUAA
Molecule: messenger RNA, 7044 nt
Organism: Macrobrachium nipponense
Lineage: Eukaryota; Metazoa; Arthropoda; Malacostraca; Decapoda; Palaemonidae
Gene: Hr3
Product: probable nuclear hormone receptor HR3
Exons: 11
Coding region: 2553-4580 (675 amino acids)
Biological process (GO): regulation of transcription by RNA polymerase II
Cellular component (GO): nucleus
Molecular function (GO): nuclear receptor activity; zinc ion binding; RNA polymerase II cis-regulatory region sequence-specific DNA binding
Source: RefSeq, a predicted model, not a curated record